AUGCUGUCUCCGUGCUGCAUAUUCCCCACCCGACCCCCGAGACCCGAUUCUUCCAGGCCAGGCCGGGCGUUGCAACGAACAAACAAACGCUGCUUUCAGAAGAAGGGUUCUUCCUUCUCCACUCCUUGUAUUCCGUCACACGAGUCCGACGGCGACGACGACUUGAGGGAGAAGGCGAAGAGGAAGGAAGGCGGACUCGAGAGGUUCGACGGGGAUUUUGGUGUUCGUCCGGCGGAUUCCCAGCGAUCGGCCGAUCCUCGCCGGCGGAUGGGGCAGGCGUUCCGCAAACUGUUCGAUGCCUUCUUCGGCAACAGCGAGAUGAGGGUCGUGAUGCUUGGGCUGGAUGCCGCGGGCAAGACCACCAUCCUGUACAAGCUGCACAUCGGGGAGGUCCUCUCGACUGUCCCUACGAUUGGGUUCAAUGUUGAGAAAGUUCAGUACAAGAACGUGCUGUUUACAGUGUGGGAUGUUGGUGGCCAGGAGAAGUUGAGGCCCUUGUGGAGACAUUACUUUAAUAACACAGAUGGCUUGAUCUACGUGGUUGAUUCAUUGGAUAGGGAGAGAAUUGGAAAAGCCAAAGCAGAGUUUCAGACAAUAAUCAACGAUCCUUUCAUGCUUAACAGUGUCAUAUUGGUAUUUGCCAAUAAACAAGAUAUGAAAGGGGCGAUGACACCAAUGGAGGUGUGCGAAGGCCUUGGCCUCUAUGAUUUGAAGAACCGCGUCUGGCACAUCCAAGUAUGA
This is a messenger RNA of Triticum turgidum subsp. durum (durum wheat), 741 nucleotides long. The record is from the annotation of a GenBank genome assembly. NCBI's taxonomy places the organism in Eukaryota, Viridiplantae, Streptophyta, Magnoliopsida, Poales, Poaceae.